AUGGCUUCUCCCCACUCCGCCGCCUCCCACCCCUCCAAUCCCUUCGAAGGUCCGGCCCCACCCCCGGUGGAGGUCGUCCGCGAUCUCGACAUCUUCGCCCGCGUGCUCGUCGUUCUUGACUACGCCACCUCCACCUACUACGCCUGGAAAACCUACUUCUCCCUCGUCUUCCGUGAGUACCACCUCAUCAAUCACGACACCUUCCACACCAUUGUUUGCGACACUGAUGACGCGCAGACGGUGUGGGCGAAGCUGAACGGGCUCUUCCUCGACAACGCCCUCCAGCGCCGCGUGUUUCUUCAGCAGGAAUUUUUUGGCUGCCAUCAGCUUGACUCGUGCAUCGACGAUUAUUGCAUGCGCCUUAAGAAACUUGCUGACGAACUUCGCGACCUUGGGGAGCGGGUCUCCGACGACCUCCUCCUCAGCACGCUCACCGCCGGUCUGAACGAGGAGUUCGGCAACGCGGCCUCCAACCUCACAUUCCUCCCGGACCCGACCUUUCCUCGGGUCGUGGCCUAUCUUCGGUUGGAGGAGAGGAGGAUGAAGAUGGUGAAGUCCCGGGCCACGCACACGGCUCUCGCGGCUGGCACCUCCCGCGCCGCUCCUCCAACGGCGCCGCAGCCGCCGCGACCUCCGCCGCCGCCGCCAGCAUCGUACUUCCUUGGGGAACACGCUCAUCGCCUUCGCCUCCCUAGGGUUUCAUGA
Messenger RNA from Aegilops tauschii subsp. strangulata, 705 nucleotides. The record is from RefSeq and is a predicted model, not a curated record. Lineage: Eukaryota; Viridiplantae; Streptophyta; Magnoliopsida; Poales; Poaceae.